AACCUUGUUUAUAUCAUUUACAAAUUUAAUUUACUAAUAAAUAGUGUAAAUAAUGGAAUUUAAUUUACGUUAAUAUUAGAAGCUCUUGUUUAUAAAAACUUAUUUAAAGUGAAACUUUAAAUUCGUACAAGAUAAAAUGUCCGAAAUAAAGGAGGAAGAAAACGAAACGAAACCAUGUAUACCCCUGAAAUCGUCCACAGAGAUACUAUCGGAAUUAUUCAGCACAUUCCAUGCAAAACCACCGUUGAUUAUCAAAAAAGAGAAGCUCGAAAAAUCCGAGGAAUCCAGCAAGAAGCACAAGAAGAAGAAGAAGCACAAAAGCAAAGACAAGAAGCACAGGAAGAAGGAGAAAAAGAAAAAACGCUCGAGCAGCAGCUCCUCGUUCAGCGACGAAGCCGAGAAAAUAGACUUGGCCCACAUUCUGAUAAAGCAAGAAAAAGAACUGGCCGAAAAGAAGAUCAAGAACGAAUUCAAAGAGUUAAUUAAGACAGAAAAAGAUUCACUCGAUAGCGAAAAGUGCGAUGAUAAGCCCGAGGUGAAACCCAAAAUCGAAGAAUACGAAGAAGGAGAGGCCAGCAAUUCCGAUAGCUCCAAGAAAAAGAAGAAACACAAGCCUAAAAAACGUUCGAGGAGCAAAAGCACCGACGACAAAAGAAAGAAGAUCAAAAUCGAACUCAAAUCGGACCCGUACGACAAAUACGUGGGCUACGACAAAGAGAAAUCCAAGGAGAAGGAAAAAUACAGAAGGCACAGUAAAGAGAGACACCACGAACGUUGCGAUCGAAGCAAAGACAGAGAAAGAAACAGCUUUUACACAGGAAAAAGCAAGGAUCACGAAAGAGACAGGCACAAAGACAGGGAAAGGCACAGAGACAGAUCGAGGGAGCGCUACCGGGAUGAAUACAACAAGGAACUCGAAGAAUAUCGUAGAACGAGAAAUAAAACGCAUAAAGACGAUGAUUUCUACAAAAAUGGCGAAUCCGAAGAGAAAUGGUUUAUGAGAGAAAGGUAUCGAGGGCAUAAUGAACGAGACCGCCGAAGAUCCCCGUCGAACGACAGAGACUCCAAGUUCGAUAAGAAAAAACUGCUGGAAAUAGCGCGGAAAAACGCCAUUACAAUGAUGAAAUCCGGCAGUUUACCCGGAGCCCUAACGUUAGGGCCUCAAGCCCAGGAGAAAGUCAUAGCGGCCAUUAAAUCGGGCGGUAAAACUAUCGAAGAACUGACCGAUUUCUGCAAAACCCUCUCGAAGAAGGAGGAACUCGGAGAGCUCUCCAGUCUUUCGGAGAAAGAUGAUACAGAUAGCGAUACUGAUAAGCCUUUUCAUCAUCCUUUCCAGUUGAAGGACCGUCCGACUUCUAUUACGAUGAAUAUUAAGAAUUCGGUGCCGUUGCCUGUGAAAUCGGCCUUAGAGCGUACCAGCGAGUUGAGGAUACAGUUUCCGGUGAGCAGCGGACAGCAUCACCGCAAAGGCGAGGAAUGGCUGCCGGUGUCGCCUCCGGUCGAGAAGAAACCCGAUCCGGCGCCUUCUACUGCGGUUCCUCUGGCCAUAAUGGAGGCGCCGGCGCCGGUUAAAGCGCCGGUUCCACCCGCUCCGCUACCGCCGGAGGAUCCGCCGACGGUGCCGGCGCCGCCGAACGCUCCGCCGGGACCCCAAGUGUUCCCGACACCACUGAAUCAGCCUUCGGUGGAUAUCGGUUCGAUCGUGUCCCAGAGGCUGUCGGCUAUGAGAAGAUUGCAGGAGAAUCCCAACGACGUGCAGGCUUUGACCCAAAUGUACAAGUCCAACAAAGAGAUGCAAUCUUGGGCGACGAGCAAGCAACAGUUGGGCCAGUUUACGGGUUCGACGGGAGCGCAAAUUUUGUCCCAAGCCGAAUUGUCGUCGGGUUACCAAGCGUGGGCCAAAAAGGAUCAACUGCAGACUGCGGCGCCGGUGUCGGGCGGCAUGGGGAUGCACCUGUUGCAGAAGAUGGGCUGGAAGCCGGGCGAGGGACUGGGCAAGGACAGGACGGGCGCGCUGGAGCCGCUGCUGCUCGAAGUGAAGCUGGACAAGAAGGGCCUCGUGGCCAACGAGGAGCAGCGGAACAAGAAGAAGCAGAAGGCCGUCGCCAGCGUGAAGAACUUCCAAGGGAAGCAUCCGGUGUCGUUGCUGGGCGAGUACGCUUCGAAGAAGAAGCUGGGCGCGCCGCAGUACGUGCUGGAGUUCGAGUGCGGGCCCGAUCACAAGAAGAAUUUCCUAUUUAAGGUUAUCCUUAACGGUGUUGAAUACAAGCCGAAUGUGGCCUCGAACAAUAAGAAGGAGGCCAAAGCAGCGGCCGCUACGAUCUGCCUGCAACAAAUUGGACUUUUACCAACUUGAUUUUAUUGUAUCAUAUGAAAGUAUAUUUUGUAAGCCGUUUGUUUUUGUUUAAAUAAUUUUCAAUUAUAUUUCUGUGAUUCGA
Molecule: messenger RNA, 2438 nt
Organism: Phyllotreta striolata
Lineage: Eukaryota; Metazoa; Arthropoda; Insecta; Coleoptera; Chrysomelidae
Source: the annotation of a GenBank genome assembly